AUGGUUGUCGGAAUUUGCGACGAGACUAAGCCCAACUGCAAGAUGUGUGCUUCUUUUGGUGUGCUAUGCAACUUCGGAUUUAAUGUUCCAGAUCUUCAACCAGUGACGUCCGACACUGGAAAGUCUCUGGUCCGAUACAAACCUGCAGUUCCUCAUUCUAUCACACACGCUAUCUGGACAUCCGACGAGUUCACAAAGUAUCAGCUAAACACCAAAUGUCAAGACUUUGCAACUCGAUACUACGAGCGGAGUCUUCUUACACCUGAUGAUCCUAACAUGUUAAAGGUGAACCAGGGUCUCUUCAAGCUUGCCUUUACUUACCCUUGUCUGAUGCAUGCUUCACUAGCCGUGGCCCUAAGCUAUGAUCGCUUCCUCAACACAACCUCGUACUCGCGGCGUAGUUUCGAAGAGUGCUACCAUUGGUCGCAAAGCACAGCCAUCUUCAACGAGAAAUUGAGACAACCGCUCAAGAAAAGAGACAAAGACCCCAUCUGGGGCACCGCAGCCGCCUUGGCUGUCCUCACAUUCUCAUCUCCUGAUGCGUACAGACCUGAAGAUUCAUGGCCGUUGAAUCCAUCUACUAAAAAUGACUUAGAAUGGAUACAGAUGAUCAAUGGGAAGAUGUCUCUGUGGCAAAUGGUUGAGCCACACCGAAAGGACAGUGUCUUCCAUGUUAUGGCAGCGACGUUUGAUCAGAUGCAAGCGCCUUUGCCAGAGGUCGGGAUACAUGGUAUACCAGAUCUGUUGGCCGAGGUGUGUCUGCUACACGAUCUAUCGACGGCGGAUGACAACCCUUACUUCAUCGCCGCGCAUGCUGUGUCUCGUGUGCUCAAUCUUCCAGACAGCGAGGUUACAACAGGUCACACGCAGCUUUUCACGCAUAGUCUUGAUGGGGUGUUUAAAACAUUACUUCUCGGAAAAGACCCUGUCGCUCUCCUGCUGUUAUAUCUGUGGUACCGCAAGGCAGGACGGAGCAUUUGGUGGAUUGAGUUGAGGGCCAGAGUGGAAUGUCCGGCAAUUCGGAUGUAUGUACAGCUAUAUCACGGAGACGACGUGGUGGUGAAUGCACUACUUCUGAAUGAGGAAUUGGUUAUGGCCUGA
Molecule: messenger RNA, 1101 nt
Organism: Fusarium poae
Lineage: Eukaryota; Fungi; Ascomycota; Sordariomycetes; Hypocreales; Nectriaceae
Exons: 3
Coding region: 1-1101 (366 amino acids)
Biological process (GO): regulation of transcription by RNA polymerase II
Molecular function (GO): DNA-binding transcription factor activity, RNA polymerase II-specific
Source: RefSeq, a predicted model, not a curated record